Molecule: messenger RNA, 2557 nt
Organism: Zonotrichia leucophrys gambelii
Lineage: Eukaryota; Metazoa; Chordata; Aves; Passeriformes; Passerellidae
Gene: MOXD1
Product: monooxygenase DBH like 1
Exons: 12
Coding region: 382-2244 (620 amino acids)
Biological process (GO): norepinephrine biosynthetic process; dopamine catabolic process; octopamine biosynthetic process
Cellular component (GO): secretory granule membrane
Molecular function (GO): dopamine beta-monooxygenase activity; copper ion binding
Source: RefSeq, a predicted model, not a curated record
CCACCGCCUUCCCUCCGCUGCCCCGGUCAGGAGGGCGGUUUCGGGUCGCUAACGCGAACUCCGAGCAUCUCGGCGAGAAGCCCCCGGGCCAGCGCCCGGCAGGUGCUCCCGGCGCGGCGGGGUCCGGCCCGGCCCCGAUGGGGGCGCGGGCAGCGCCGGGCCGGGCGGGGGCGAACAAAGCGCGGCCGAGGGCGUGCUGCCCCGACGGGGCCGGCGCGGAGCCGCCCGCAGCGGGGGCGGGGUGACCGGGGCACCCGGCCCCCCUUCCCCACACACACACACACGCACAGACACACAGACAGACACACAGCCCCCGCACACGCACACCGCGCCCGGACACACGCCGAGACGUACGGGCGGCCGCUGGUGCGCGGCGAGAGGAUGCGGCCGCUGCGCCCCUGGGCGCUGGUGCUGGGCGGGCUCCUGUGUGCCUGGGCCGGGGCCGGGGCCGGGGCCGGGGCAGCGGCGCGGAGCUACCCGCACAGCGCGGUGCUGGACGGCGCGGGCGCCUACCGCCUGUUCUGGGGCCGCCGCGGCAGCGCCCUCGCCCUCCGCCUGGAGGUGCGCACCCGCGGCUACGUGGGCUUCGGGCUCUCGGCCAGCGGCGGCAUGGCCUCUGCCGACAUCGUGGUGGGGGGCGUGGAGAGGGGCCAGCCCUACCUGCAGGAUUAUUUUACAGAUGAAAAUAGAGUACUAAAAAAGGACCCUCAACAGGAUUACCAUCUGGAAUAUGCCAUGGAAAACAGUACACAUACAAUACUGGCUUUUAGCAGAGAGCUGCACACUUGUGACACAAAUGACAAGAGCAUAACGGAGAGCACAGUGCGGGUAAUAUGGGCCUACCACCACAAAGAUAUGGGAGAAGCAGGGCAAAAUUACCACGGAUCGAAUCGUGGUACAAAGAGUCUGCGCCUGCUGAACCCUGAGAGAGAGGAAGUCUCAUCUGCCUCUUUGCCGUACUUUGACUUGACAAACAAAGACGUGCCUGUGCCAGACAAGGACACAACAUAUUGGUGCCAAAUGUUUAAGAUUCCUGUACAACAUGAAAAGCAUCACGUGACAAAGGUUAAACCAUUGAUCCAGAAAGGCCAUGAGAACCUGGUGCACCACAUCCUCCUGUACCAGUGCAGCAGCAAUUUGAAUGACAGUGUUCUGGACUAUGGGCAUGAGUGUUACCACCCCAAUAUGCCAGACUCUUUUCUUACAUGUGAGACAGUCAUUUUUGCCUGGGCCAUUGGAGGAGAGGGCUUCACCUACCCUCCUCAUGUUGGCUUAUCCAUCGGCACAGCAGCUGACCCUCUGUUUGUCCUUAUGGAGGUGCAUUAUGACAAUCCAUCAGAGACAGAAGGCUUGAUAGAUAACUCUGGUUUGAGGCUAAUUUAUACUCCAGUUUUAAGGAAAUACGAUGCUGGAGUUAUUGAAGCUGGUCUUUGGGUCAGCCUUUUCCACAAUAUCCCACCAGGCAUGCCUGAAUUUGUGUCAGAGGGUCACUGCACACUGGAAUGUCUGGAAGAGGCUCUGGGUGCUGAGAGACCUGCUGGGAUUCAAGUGUUUGCAGUGCUUCUCCAUGCUCACCUUGCUGGCAGAGCUAUCAGGAUGCGCCACUUCCACAACGGCGAGGAGCAGAAGCUGCUUGCUUAUGACGACGAGUUUGACUUCAACUUCCAGGAGUUUCAGUACCUGAAUGAAGAAAGAACCAUCUUGCCAGGGGAUAAUUUAGUCACAGAAUGCCACUACAGUACUGUGGACCGAAUUCGUAUGACAUGGGGUGGUCUGAGCACCAGGAAUGAAAUGUGCCUGUCAUACCUGCUCUAUUACCCGAGAAUCAACCUCACCCGCUGUGCGAGUAUUCCUGAUAUAAUGGAACAGCUCCAGUUCAUCGGUGUUAAAGAAAUCUAUCGACCAGUCAGGACUUGGCCUUUCAUUAUCAAGAGUCCUAAGCAAUAUAAAAACUUGUCUUUUAUGGAUGCAAUGAACAAAUUCAAAUGGUCCAGAUCAGAGGGUCUCUCCUAUAAUCAGCUUGUGCUUAAACUACCUGUGAACGUGAGAUGUUCAAAAACAGAUAAUGCGGAAUGGUCGAUCCAAGGCAUGACAGCUUUACCUCCUGAAAUAGAGCGACCAUACAAGACAGAGCCAGUAAUAUGCAGUUCAUCUUCCUGUUUAAGUUGCGGUUUAUUCCUUACCCUGUUGUGUAUUGUAUACAUCACAGCCAGUACCAUAGGAAACACUGGGCCCUUUGUAUAAUAAUUUUUAUUCAUCUGUGUUCUGUAUGCCAUGCAAGUUCUGAUGUGUUUGCACUGUUGCUAUUGUAGAUUUAUUUUUUUACUUAUUAAUGAACUAAAUUUGUUGGAUCAAAACAAAAUGUGUACAUCCUCUGGAAACUGUGGGGGUUUUGGUUUUCAAUGUAAAAUAUGUAUGAAAUACAGUAGGUACACUGACACAUUGCAUAUUGAAAUAUUUUCCUGUACCAUUUUCUUAUACUUUGUCCUGCCUCUUCCACAUGGUGCGUUCAAAGUCAUCUAUGUAUAUGGGUAAAAUUAAUAAACUAAAAGCAACU